CAACUUUCCCUCUGCUUUAUUCUUUUCUCCUGUUCAACAGGCUUAUUAUCUGAUUACCAGCUCUGCACAGCGGACUUGUAACACUAGCAGCAGUGGAGAUGGAGCAUCAGAACCUGGAGAAUACAGCAACAAGGAUCCAUUUGAAGAUAGCUGCCUGCGCCUAGCAGCAAGAACCUCCAUCUGUGCCUGCACCCAGGUCAAGAUCUACAGUGGCUCAAGGGCCUUCACCAGAGCCAUCACCACCAAGGACCAGAGGACCAGCAUCACUACAGCAGCCUCCACCUCCAUCUGUGCCUGCCUCAGUCUGACCUGCGUGACGCUGAAAGCCUCCUGUUGCAGCACAGCCAAGCAGAAUGCUUCCAAGAGGAGAUUGAGUGUCUUAAGGCUGGAAAACCAGUCAAACCUGGCAGUAAGCUCAGUAUGCUUUCACCGGAGAUGGAUCCUGCAAUGGGUCUGAUCCGCAUCGGUGGAUGAUUUCGCCACCUGGAGACUUCCUGUGAUAUGGAAAUUCACCCCAUUGUUCUCGAUCCCAGUCAUGUAGUCACAAAACUCCUCAUUAAGGACAUGGACGAGCGCUUGCUCCAUCCAGGGCCCGACAGGGUCUUUGCUGAGACUAGGCGCCAGUACUGGGUCCUGCGUGGAAGACAGGCCGUCAAGCAUCAUCAGAGGACUUGCACUGGAUGCAGGAAGUGGAAAGGGAAGCCAGUGAUACCGAUUAUGGCCGACUUGCCUUCUGCCCGUCUGCGGCUCCUCAAGCCUCCAUUCUUCUCUACUGGGGUCGACUGUUUUGGGCCGUAUACCGUCAAGGUAGGGCGGCGCAGUGACAAACGGUGGGGAGUCAUCUUUAAAUGUCUCACCACUCGCUGUGUCCACCUAGAUCUGCUUAAUAGCAUCGAUACAGAUGCUUUCCUCUUGGCCUUGAGGCGAUUCAUCGCUCGGCGCGGCAUCCCCUUCGAGAUUCUCUCAGAUCAGGGGACAAACUUCCGGGGAGCAGCUAGGGAGCUUGAGGAGGCGUUUGCCGGAAUGAUGCCCCAACUGCAAGAGGAACUUGCCAAGAAACAGAUCAAGUUUCGCUUUAACCCUCCAGCAUCUCCCCACUUUGGUGGUGCGUGGGAGCGUGAGAUACAAUCAGUCAAGAAGGCUCUACAAGUGGUGAUCGGCACUCAGUCUCUCCAGGGAGAAGUCCUCCUUACCUUGUUAGUUGAGGUGGAAGGUAUCUUAAAUGCCAAACCCUUAGGCUAUGUGUCAUCAGACCUCGCAGAUCCAGAUCCUGUGACGCCAAGCAUGUUGCUGAUGGGGCGGCGGGAUGCCUCCCUUCAACAAGUAUCAUACGCUACAGACACCCUCAGCAAGAGGCGGUGGCGUCAUUGUCAAAUGAUGGUUGACCACUUCUGGGUACAGUUCAUCAGAAGCUACUUGCCAUCCCUUCAAGUCCGCCAGAAGUGGCGGAAGCACACUGAUGGUCUUCUUCAAGGUACUGUCGUGAUGAUAGUUGAUCCUCAGCUUCCACGUGCCCACUGGCCAGUGGGGAAGGUCGUCAAGCUGAAGGCCAGUGCUGAUGGAUGCAUCCGGUCGGCUGAGGUUCAAGUCGGGGACAGGACGUACCUGCGACCCGUGGCACGCCUUGUGCAGCUACCCGCUUUAUCGGACGACGAUGCUGAUCCAGGGACUUCCGCUACACCUUAGGGAAUUUAUUCUGUUUUACAUAAUAGCUAUGCUACUCUGGGGGCGGCUGUUGUAAAUUCCCCUUGUUUUCUUUAGUCUGCGUUGUAUCGUUUGUGUUUUUGGUCGGGCACAUUUGGGGACAGCUAGAGUGGGCAGCUGCGGGUCCUCGAGCGGUUUGUUUACCAUGUGCGUCCGUGAAGAAUAAAUGAUGCAAUCCUUCUACAUGCAUUCAUGAUUCAAUACUGCUAUAGCUGUUGUAAGAAGCAUUCAAGCUAAUUAA
Gymnodraco acuticeps is the source of this 1945-nucleotide messenger RNA. RefSeq lists its product as uncharacterized. Gene Ontology annotation, biological process: DNA integration. The transcript is spliced from 2 exons. Gene Ontology annotation, molecular function: nucleic acid binding. The coding region runs from base 502 to 1686 and encodes 394 amino acids. The record is from RefSeq and is a predicted model, not a curated record. NCBI's taxonomy places the organism in Eukaryota, Metazoa, Chordata, Actinopteri, Perciformes, Bathydraconidae.